AUCUGGUGACCUCCAGCUGGUCUUUUAGACAAUCAGACGACUUGUAGCGCAUCAUUCUCAGCCUUCAGGAGCAGCGCGUCACGAGCCAGAAGUCAUGUCGACGCCUGCGCUGAGCACCCCAACUCGCGGCGGUGGGGCCAGCGAAGCGGGAGGCGGAGGAGCGAGCAAAAGACUAAUACACGCACAACCGCAAGCUCAAGGACAGGACACGAUCAAUGCUUUCUUGGAUCGCCAAGCUCAAACAACGCUCAAUAGGCUGUAUCAAAGACCAGCAAAUUGCUUGGCCAUCUUCAGAUUGGUACCGAUGCUUGCGCGACAACAAAUCAUGUCUAUGCUCUUCUUGGAGGGAGAAGAAGCAUCCUCCUCCUCCACCAUGCCUGUCUCGGACGCUCAGGCUUGGAUCAAGCGAGAGACUGAAGCGAGACGAAAAUUCGAAGAAGGCAUGGACCGCUUGUCCACGCUCAACAUCGUGCGGAUCAAAGGUGCAAAGUAUCAACUCAACGGAGUGUUUAGGGACGGCAUGAGAAGAGCACUGAUAGGAGGAGGCGAUCAUAGAUCUUUCGGGGUCGCUUGCGAUACGCCUGACAAGAAUGCAGUGGACCUGGAAUACCUGGACGAGUAUGCUCGAAGUAGAUGGGAAGCAAUACUGCACUACAUGGUGGGCAGUGGAGGUGCAGAAGUACCGCGUGCUCCUGUGCUCUACCUCCUCAGAGCUUCUGGCUUGAUGCAGCACGCCUCGAGCAAAAGACCAGACGAUGCGGACCUCUCCAUCACUUCGCUCGGCUUUCAAUUCCUGCUGGAGGAUCUGAACACGCAGCUUUGGGACCUUUUGCUCUCCUACCUCACAAUGGCAGAAUCAAGAAAUAUGGAUCUGGUGGAAGUCUUGUCGUUCAUUUUCAUGCUGGGAAAUCUUCAACUGGGCAAGGACUACUCCAUCGAGGAUUUCACCGAGACGCAGCUGCACAUGCUGCAAGAUUUCAGGGACUACGGACUAGUCUAUCAGAGGAAAAGCACUUCGCGAAGGUUCUAUCCUACACGUUUGGCCACCACGCUUACCAGCAGCGCCACCCCGCUGGUCGGUGGGCAUGGCAGCGAUGAGGAGAGAGGUUUUGUCAUUCUGGAGACGAAUUAUAGAGUGUAUGCGUACACCAACAAUCCUUUGCGGAUCAGCGUCUUGAGCCUCUUCGUCUCUCUUAAAGCCCGCUUCCCGAACCUCAUCAUGGGGACGAUCAAUAGAGAAAGCGUCAAAGCCGCGCUGAGCAACGGCAUCAGCUCUGAUCAGAUUAUAGCAUACCUCACGCACCACGCGCAUGGACAGAUGCUCAAGAAUGAUCCGGUCUUGCCAGUCACGGUCACCGAUCAGAUCAGGCUGUGGGAGCGGGAAAAGAAUAGAGUCACCACCUCAUCAGGCUCUCUCUUUGCAGAUUUCUCGUCCUUUGCCGAUUUCGCAAUGGUCAGAGAUUACGCCUCUCAGCUCGGAGUGCUGCUGUGGCAAAAUGAACAGAAAAGAUUAUUCUUCGUCGCUGCUGAAGGUGAUGAGCCGACCCGUGACUUUAUUCGGAGGAGACUGCAGAAUUGAGUCACCUCCGAGCGUUGUACUAUAGCCCUGGUCAAAUCACACAUUAUUCUUGAAGCACCCUCGGUCCGCUUGAUACAUGCUGCUGCAUUGCGAGGCAAGACAUCGGAACGGUGAAAGGAGAGAGAAGAGAGAAGAGGAAAGGUACACGUGAGGAUGAUGUGAUGCUCCAAUCAGCCGACGCGACGGACGAAGGGUCCGACCGAAAGAGGGGGGCUAUGUGCACGAAGCUCGCUGGCUGUUCGGGCGAUCUUU
This is a messenger RNA of Ceraceosorus guamensis, 1831 nucleotides long. Its product is annotated as putative TFB2-TFIIH subunit. The transcript has 6 exons. Lineage: Eukaryota; Fungi; Basidiomycota; Exobasidiomycetes; Ceraceosorales; Ceraceosoraceae. The record is from RefSeq and is a predicted model, not a curated record. Gene Ontology annotation, biological process: nucleotide-excision repair. Gene Ontology annotation, molecular function: ATPase activator activity; double-stranded DNA binding. The coding region runs from base 95 to 1579 and encodes 494 amino acids. Gene Ontology annotation, cellular component: transcription factor TFIIH holo complex; transcription factor TFIIH core complex.